UUGGGCCACGUGGUCCUGUCCCCAGUCUGGUUCCUCUACAGCCUGCUCAUGAAGCUGUUCCAGCGCUCCACCCCGGCCAUCACCCUCGAGAGCCCGGACAUCAAGUAUCCACUGCGGCUCAUCGACAAGGAGGUCAUCAGCCAUGACACCCGGCGGUUCCGCUUCGCCCUGCCGACGCCCCAGCACAUCCUGGGCCUCCCGGUCGGCCAGCACAUAUACCUCUCAGCUCGAAUCGACGGAAACCUCGUCAUUCGGCCCUACACCCCCGUCUCCAGCGAUGACGACAAGGGCUUCGUGGACCUGGUCAUCAAGGUUUACUUCAAAGACACUCAUCCCAAGUUUCCGGCUGGAGGGAAAAUGUCCCAGUACCUGGAGAGCAUGAAGAUUGGAGACACCAUUGAGUUCCGGGGCCCGAAUGGGCUGCUGGUCUACCAGGGCAAAGGAAAGUUUGCCAUCCGUCCAGACAAGAAAUCCAGCCCGGUCAUCAAGACGGUGAAGUGUGUCGGCAUGAUCGCGGGAGGGACGGGCAUCACCCCGAUGCUGCAGGUGAUCCGCGCCAUCAUGAAGGACCCGGACGACCACACCGUGUGCCACCUGCUCUUUGCCAACCAGACCGAGAAGGACAUUCUGCUGCGGCCCGAGCUGGAGGAACUGAGGAACCAGCACUCUGCGCGCUUCAAGCUCUGGUACACACUGGACAGAGCCCCUGAAGACUGGGACUACAGCCAGGGCUUCGUGACCGAGGAGAUGAUCCGGGACCACCUUCCGCCCCCGGAGGAGGAGCCGCUGGUGCUGAUGUGCGGGCCCCCGCCCAUGAUCCAGUACGCCUGCCUGCCCAACCUGGAGCGCGUGGGCCACCCCAAGGAGCGCUGCUUCGCCUUCUGAGGGCCGGGCCCCGGCCGCCCGCACGCCGCCCCGCGCCCUCCCCGGGCUCUCUGUCCGCACACAGCCCUCCCUGCUGCCCUUCUUUCACGCCACUGUCCCCCACGUCUCCUGCUGUGGCCCCGGGUUCAGCCUGGCCUGCCCGUGCCGGGGUGGUCACCCCGCUGGGCUGGCCCCCAGGGGCCCCUAUAGGAGAGG
This is a messenger RNA of Ceratotherium simum simum (southern white rhinoceros), 1080 nucleotides long. The record is from RefSeq and is a predicted model, not a curated record. Lineage: Eukaryota; Metazoa; Chordata; Mammalia; Perissodactyla; Rhinocerotidae.